UAUAAUGAAUGAUCAGUUUCAUAGAAUUCAUUCUCAGAGAAGAACUGAGGAACCAGAUUGUGUUGUGAAGCUCAUUGAAGCAUACUUCGAAGAUGUAGAAGCGAUCCUUUCAGAUCUUUCGAGUCAUGCUGAUGAGUCAAAUGUUGGCUUAACUAAGUUGUCUGCCCUUGCUCGUGAAAUAGAGGACAAGAGCAAAAGCAUUGGUGCAGAGCAUGUUAAGCUUGCAUGUCCUGGUCUGAUUCAGGCUUGCGAUGAGAACCAUAAAAGAAAGUUUGAUCGAAGCCUCAUGUGGGUGAAAAGUGAAUUUAGUUCUACCAAGACCAAGUUGGAGCCUUACAUUCGGAUGGAGCGAAGGAUUAUCAGAUACAUGGAGUCAAAAGCAGAAUCUUCAUCCUCGAGUUGAAUUCUCUCCUUCAGUUAGAUCAGAAGAA
Neltuma alba is the source of this 431-nucleotide messenger RNA. Its product is annotated as histidine-containing phosphotransfer protein 1-like. The transcript is spliced from 5 exons. Gene Ontology annotation, biological process: phosphorylation; cytokinin-activated signaling pathway; phosphorelay signal transduction system. Gene Ontology annotation, cellular component: cytoplasm; nucleus. NCBI's taxonomy places the organism in Eukaryota, Viridiplantae, Streptophyta, Magnoliopsida, Fabales, Fabaceae. The record is from RefSeq and is a predicted model, not a curated record. Gene Ontology annotation, molecular function: histidine phosphotransfer kinase activity; protein histidine kinase binding. The coding region runs from base 5 to 403 and encodes 132 amino acids.